AUGUCUAAAGAGAUAUUAAACAACGUAAAUAAUGGAGUAGAAUAUUAUAGAGAAGUUGUAAGUUCUUACUUCCCAUUUGAUAAACACAAAAUGCCUGGCUACUUCUUCGCUUGUCUGUCAAAGACAAUUAAAUUCACCGCCGGGCCUUUUACGAACCUUACUGUUGCAACUUUUAUCAAUAUACUAAAAGGUGCUUACAGUUAUUACACGCUGCUUUAA
Leptidea sinapis is the source of this 219-nucleotide messenger RNA. RefSeq lists its product as uncharacterized. The transcript has 4 exons. The coding region runs from base 1 to 219 and encodes 72 amino acids. NCBI's taxonomy places the organism in Eukaryota, Metazoa, Arthropoda, Insecta, Lepidoptera, Pieridae. The record is from RefSeq and is a predicted model, not a curated record.